CGAGCGGUUCCCAAUCCCGUCCCGUCGCUGGGGAGGCCGGCGAGCAGCUGCCGGGGAAGGCGGGCGGGCGGGCGGGCGCCGAGGGAUGGAGGGAGCUGCCCGGCGGGGCCGGCGCGGCGUCGUCGUCGCGGCGUUGCUGCGGAGUCCUCCCCGCUGAUGCUGCGAGGCGCGGCCGGCUGUGCAGCGGCGCGGGCAGGGGCUCCUCCUCCUCCUCCUCCUCGUCGUCGUCGUGGUCCCCCCUCGCCCUCCCGCUCGCCAUGGGGCACCCCCCGCUGGAGUUCAGCGCCUGCUACCUGGACAGCCCGGACUUCCGCGAGCGGCUCAAGUGCUACGAGCAGGAGCUGGAGCGCACCAACAAGUUCCUCAAGGAGGUCAUCCGCGACGGCAACGCGCUCAUCGGCGCCCUCAAGGUGUAUUCCUUGGCUGUGCAGAAAUUCUCUCAGACGCUUCAGUCCUUUCAGUUUGACUUUAUUGGAGACACGCUGACAGAUGAUGAGAUCAAUAUUGCUGAAUCCUUUAAAGAGUUUGCUGAGCUGCUCCAGGAGGUGGAGCUGGAGAGGUCGAUGAUGGUGCAGAAUGCGAGUGAUUUGCUGAUCAAGCCUCUGGAAAACUUCCGGAAGGAGCAAAUAGGACUCACCAAAGAACGGAAAAAGAAAUUUGAGAAGGACGGGGAGAAAUUUUACUCCAUGCUGGAUCGCCACCUGAAUUUAUCUUCAAAGAAGAAGGAAGCCCAGCUGCAAGAGGCUGACCUGCAGGUGGAUAAGGAACAACAUGUUUUCUUUGAAUCUUCCCUGGAAUACGUGUACCAAAUCCAAGAAGUGCAGGAAAGCAAGAAGUUCUGCAUCGUGGAGCCUGUGUUGGCUUUUCUUCACAGCCUCUUUACCUACAACAACCUGACGGUUGAGCUGACUCAGGAUUUCCUCCCGUACAAGCAGCAGCUCCAGCUCAGCUUGCAGAACACAAGGAAUCAUUUCACCAGUACGCGGGAAGGGUUAGAAGACCUCAAGAAAAGGAUGAAGGAAGCUCCCUUGACCUGCAAGCUGCUGGGGCAGCCAACCAUAGAAGGCUAUCUGUAUAUGCAAGAAAAAUGGGCGCUGGGUGUCUCAUGGAUGAAGUACUACUGCCAGUAUGAGAAGGAACACAGGAUGUUAAGGAUGACGCCCAUGGAACAGAAGCCCGGGUCGAAGCAAGGUACCUUACAGUUUGUGCUGAAGUCCUGUGUGAGGCGGAAGACAGACUCCAUCGACAAGAGAUUUUGCUUUGAUAUUGAGACAAUGGAAAGGCCUGGGGCCAUCACCUUGCAAGCUCUUUCAGAAGCCAACAGACGUCUCUGGAUGGAGGCCAUGGAUGGCAAAGAGCCGAUCUACCACAGUCCUAUCACGAAGCAGGAGGAAAUGGAGCUGAAUGAAGUUGGCUUCAGAUUUGUCCGGAAAUGCAUCAACGCUGUCGAGACCAAAGGGGUUACAACCGAAGGUGUGUAUCGAACGGUGGGCAGCAACAUCCAGGUCCAAAAGCUCUUGAAUGCCUUCUUCGAUCCCAAGUGCCCAGGGGACGUGGACCUCCAGAACAGUGACUGGGACAUCAAGACUGUUGCCAGCGCUUUGAAAUUCUACCUCAGGAACCUCUCUGAACCUGUCAUGACAUACAAACUUCACAAGGAAUUGGUCUCAGCUGCCAAAUCUGAGAACCUGGACUACAGGCUGGGCGCCAUUCAUUCUCUGGUCUAUAAACUCCCUGACAAGAACCGGGAGAUGCUGGAACUUCUCAUCAGGCAUCUCGUCCACGUGUGUGCACAUAGCAGGGAGAACCUGAUGACUCCAUCCAACAUGGCAGUGGUGUUUGGUCCCACACUCAUGCGGGCUCAGGAGGACACGGUUGCAGCCAUGAUGAACAUCAAGUUCCAAAACAUUGUGGUGGAGAUCCUCAUAGAGCAUUUUGACAAGAUAUAUUCCGGGCCCCCUGAGGAUAAUGCUGCACCCCCAGUGCCUCCCCCACGGGUGGCCACUCGGAGGCACAAGCCCAUCACCAUUUCCAAGCGCCCAUUAAGGGAGCGGCCCAUCUUCUUCGGAGCGUCUGUGGAAGAGAAUGAAGCAGGUGGCCGCCUCGGCACAACUCCCAAUGGCUCAGUCACACCCGGUUGCUACCCCGAAGCUCCUAGGCCGCUCCAGCGCAGCAGGCUGCCUGCACAGAGGGCGGGAGAGCUCGACCCUGGGAAGGCCGGUCCAGAAGGCAAGCCUGACCAGUGUGCGGAGGUGGAUGUAGGAAGGCUGGUGUCCAGGCUGCAGGACGGGGGAACUAAGUUCACCAGCAAAGCUGCCAAUGGCAUUGUGCCGGGCACUGCCUCCCUAAAGGCGUCUGUUGCCCACACAAAGAGGCCGGCUCCGAGACCCGGAGUUUGUGGCAAGGAGGCGUUAGGGGAUUACGAAGGCUUUGCCAGAGUGCGGUCUCCUGGAGAGAAACCGACCAUCACGCGUCCUCCAGUGAGACCCCCAGACCCUCCCUGCAAAGCGCCUCCCCUUCAGAAGCUGGAGCCGAAGGCAGAGGUGUCGAGCGGAGGAGGGCCAGGAGAAGUGCUCCCCUCGGUAGUGGCUUCCAGAACAAAGUUCUUUGAGACGGCCUCCUUCAGGACAGGAAGUUCCUCAUCGCCUCAAGGCAGGCUCCCAAGUGACGAAAGCUGAGAGGCUACAAAGGGCUGACCCUGGCUGGUUCCAGAGAGACGGCCCACAAGAGCCAGCAUCCGCUCUCUUCCUUCCCAGCAUGUGUGCUGUGCUGUCCAGAUCAGCUUUUUGCAGGAUUGUGACGUACCAUCGUGAAUUGUCCGCAUCAUCUGAAGAGAAGGAUACAUUGCCACGGAAGACCAGAUCUCCCCCGUGCCCUUAAUUUAAGAGCCCAACCCCUGGUUCCUCCUCCCCUUGCUCCCCUGCCUCUGAGCUCUGACCGUUGCCGGUGGCCACAGAACAUAUCUUGUUUUUCCGUCUGCCAUCUGAAGGCUGACUGGACGUGGCAUCGCUAGUGGCUAGUGGGCAGUGGAUGGGUUUGGAGCCAAUAAACGCAGCCCCUUUUGCAGCCUUUUCCUUAGGGGCCAUCAGAGGAUUGUGGUGGGCCUCCACCCAGACUCUGCCUUGGAACAUUUCCUGCUGGUGAUAAAGCUGGACUAUGAGGAAGGUUUGAGGCGCUGCUUAAACAAACAGAAGUGGCGUGUGUGUGUGUGUGUGUGUGUUCUCAGUCCGCUGCAACAAGACCUGCCUGUGCUGUUGGAAGAAAUGCGGAAAAAUUCCCUGCCCAGAUGGUUGCCUCGGCCCACUCAUCCUUGGUGCUCUGCCUCAUUCAGCAAGCAAAUAGUCUGUGGGAGCCGAGCUUAGUGAUUCCUUUUGUAAAUACCUUGUGGGAAUUGGAAGACUUUUAAGGACACAGAUUUCUCCUCGGCAGUAAGAACAGCCGCGGGAUCUUACCAAAAGAGUCGUUUGCGCAUCCCUUAGACGGCGCUUCCCGUGAAGUCCAAAGCGCCUCCCCAUGACUUCCUCUGGCUCUUGCGCAGGGCCUCAUUCCGUGCCUCCCGAGGCGGCUCUCUACCCUCGGAGCUGUCCAACCCGCAUUGGGCCAGAGACUGGGCAGGACUGCCAGCCAGGGCAGGCGAGAGACUCUCUGGGGGCCACGGGGAGCCCUUUUGCGGUCCUGCGGGCACAAUAAACUCUGCCGUGGAUGUUUUCCCUGGACUGGGGUGGGGUGGGGGAUGGAGUGGCUUCAGCAGAGUCCGUGGCAGCUCCUUGCCAAGAAUCACUGUUGCCAUCGCUUCCUUGUGGACUGCCACGUUCUGCUUCUCUGCAGCAUGCGUAAAGCUCUCCUUUGGAUUCCAGUGCUUAGAUGAUGUGGGCUCACACUGCAACAUGUGCGGUUUCCUGGGACCAAAACAGAAAAAGUCUCCAUGCCUAAUAGCGUGCAAGGAAGGCAACACUGUGCCAGCAGAGAUCCUGGUCUUCUGCGUCCCUUCUCUGCCACCUCUCUGUGCCGCAUGCCUUGGUGACAUAAAUAAUUUUCUCCUUGCUGUUCCAGUCUCUGCACUUUGAACCUGGUGUCCUGUGCGCUUGUGUGCCCUCGCCUAGACAGUGGCGCACACUGGGGGGGGGGGGAUGAGACAUAUGCUUGCCAUUUGCCUUUGCGUGAUAUCAGUGCUUCUGCACACUUGGGCUGAGAGGAGUUGCUGCCCAAUAAGAGACUG
Molecule: messenger RNA, 4219 nt
Organism: Gekko japonicus
Lineage: Eukaryota; Metazoa; Chordata; Lepidosauria; Squamata; Gekkonidae
Gene: OPHN1
Product: oligophrenin 1
Exons: 24
Coding region: 258-2678 (806 amino acids)
Biological process (GO): signal transduction
Cellular component (GO): cytoplasm
Molecular function (GO): protein binding; GTPase activator activity
Source: RefSeq, a predicted model, not a curated record